Liolophura sinensis is the source of this 5634-nucleotide messenger RNA. RefSeq lists its product as uncharacterized. NCBI's taxonomy places the organism in Eukaryota, Metazoa, Mollusca, Polyplacophora, Chitonida, Chitonidae. Gene Ontology annotation, biological process: signal transduction. Gene Ontology annotation, molecular function: protein binding. The transcript has 30 exons. The coding region runs from base 45 to 5174 and encodes 1709 amino acids. The record is from RefSeq and is a predicted model, not a curated record.
UCUGUACGGGUUCUGCAAACCAGCUAUCUAUUCCUGAGGUUGAGAUGGGUGUCCAUCAGUACGUGCGUUGGCAGGCCUGUCAACUGGCUUUGACCUUGGGACCUGACCUUGGACAAUCAUUCUUUGAGGAUGUCAGUGAUUUAACUCAAGCAGCAAAAGCCCUGCGAACAGAGACAAAGAAAAACCUAGCUCUGAGUGGAUUGCAAGAAUUUGUGACUUUGUUGUCAGAAGAUACGAUCUACUUGUGUUCUGGCCAUGUCUCCAGCCAGCAGAUAGAUGCAGAACUUGAAGAAUUUCCGUCUGAUGACUUCAGUUGCUACAAACACUUUAUAACCUCUUUAAAAAUUGAAGGAAAUAAGCUUGAAUAUUUACCAGAAGACUUUUUCAUUGAGUUUCCAUCGCUGCUGGAUUUGCAGCUGGUUCACAAUGACCUCUUUUGUUUGCCAUCUGGUGUGGGUAACUGCAAAAGCUUGUGCAACCUGAAGGUACGAGACAACCUGCUACAGACGCUACCAGAGGAUUUGGCAGAAUGCCCUAAACUCAGAUCCCUGGAGCUGAGUGGAAAUCCAAUGGAUAAAAUCCCACCUGUGGUCACAAAGAUUAAGAGCCUGGAAAGACUUUACAUCAGUUUCAUGCAGCUUCACGCGUUGCCUGAAGAUAUUGGUAGUUUGACAAAAUUGAUCGUACUAAAUGCAUCUGGCAACUGUCUGUCGACUUUGCCUCCAAGUUUCUCUAACUUGAAGAACCUCACCCAGUUGUAUCUGAAUGGAAUCCCUUGGUUGCCUCUGAAGCAAAACACUCUGUUGUCAAGGGAACAUUUUGAUAAAUUCCUGGAAAAGCAUGCGCAUCUCUUGGACUGGCUGGAAGACCAUGAUCAUGACAAGGCUUUGUUAUACGAACAGUUUGAUGAAGACCAAAAUGGCACUUUAGAUGUCAGUGAAGUUGCAAAGUUGAAUGCCACCCUUUUCCACAUUUUCCCUAGAUUUGGUCACCAGGGAAAAGAGGUGCCAGAUGAUGAAUCUUACAGUGGUUUUCCAGAGGAGAUUCUUGGGCUGGAAAAACUGGAGUACUUGAGUCUGCAGUAUCAAGGGCUGGUAACUCUGCCAGAAACUAUCAAAACCUUGUCCAAACUGAACAAAAUAAACCUGGCCCAUAAUCCUUACCUGACAACCGUUGCCGCAGCUGCAGGAGAACUUCCUCUCAAGAUGCUGGAGCUUGAAGAUUGUCCAUCACUGAAGACUCCACCCAAGGAGAUCCGAGCCCGUGGGUUCUCUAGCACCUAUGCUUACCUCCGGCGCUUGCUGACGGGCUCUGUUGACUGUCACCGCACAAAGCUUAUGUUUGUCGGUCUGGGAGGCGCAGGAAAAACCAGUUUGUCCAGAGCACUAUUAAGUGGAAACCUAAGAACAGAAGCGAAUGCCUUGGAGGCUAUCACAGAUGGAAUUGAUAUCAGCACCUGGACAGUAAAGUCAAAGGAUGAUCACAUAUCAUACAGCGUUUGGGACUUUGCUGGUCAGACUGUCUACUACAACACUCACCAGUUUUUCCUAUCUGACCGUGCUGUGUACCUGUUGUUAUGGAACAUUCGCCUGGGCCAUGAACACGCUGGUCUGGACUUCUGGCUUAGCUCCAUCUCUGUCCAUGCACCCAAAGCACCUAUAUUUGUUGUUGGUACCCAUUUGGAUAAGGUUUCAAAAACUGAAAUUCCAAUGGCUGAAAUGAAACAGAAGUAUCCACAGAUCGCUGGAUUUCAUUUCAUUAGCUCCUAUACAGGAAAGGGUGUCGCUGAACUUCAGCAGCAACUGUUUGAUGUGACCUUACAACAGCCAUACAUGGGGGAGAAGAUUCCUGGCGUCUGGCUCAACUUUGAGAAGAAAAUUAUGGCUAAUCAACAUAAGGAAAGUGUUGUGAAGUACCAGGAUAUAGAGACCAUGGCUGGUGAAGCAGGAAUAUUUGAUCAAUCCGAGGUAUCCCAAGCUGUCCAGUUCCUCCAUGAUCUGGGUUCCCUGCAGCACUUCAAUAAUGAGUUUCUCAAGUCCUAUGUGGUGAUCAACCCUCAGUGGAUUGUGGAUGUCAUGACCUGCGUGGUGUCUGUCAAGGAUUCCCCUAUACAGGAGGGAAGAUUCCACCAUAAAGAUAUAGGGCAGGUGUGGAAGGACUACCCAGCUGAGUUACACCAGUGGUUACUGAGACUGACAGAAGAGUUUGAUCUGACAUUCCCCAUGGCAGACCAACAGCUAAACCUCGUACCUUGUCUCCUGCCAGAGGUACAUCCACAGAUUGACUGGCCUGAGCUGGACAGGAAUAGCACGGAGAGAGAGACAAAGAUGAUUUACAAGUUCACCUACCUGCCAGCUGGCUUGUUUAAUAGAGGACAGGUUCGUCUGUACCAGUUCUCAGAUAGUUCCCUGAUCUGGAAACGCGGAUCCUUGCUGCGUAAGAAUGGGCACAAGGCACUACUGCAGCAGACGCGCACGUCAGAACUUGUGGUUAAAGUUCAAGGUCCUCGCCCAGAGAACAUUCUCUUUCUGAUCCAUGAAGUGUUUGAGGGCCUCAUCGCGGAAUCAUUUCAUGGAGUGACAUACGACUAUCUUAUUCCGUGCCCAGACUGUCUGAAAUCCGCGACCCGAGAACCACACAUGUUUGCAGCCUCCACAGUUAGAAGAGCAUCUGAACUGAAAGCCCCCUUCCUGCAGUGCAUGAAAUAUUUCCACACAAUCUCUGUCAUUGAUUUGUUGGCUAGCAUGCCACCAGACAAUAACACAGACUAUGACAUUCACUUGGUGUCAGCAGUUAGAGGUCUCAAAGAUCUAAAGAAAGACUUGUCAGCAGAUUUGUUUAUUUCCUACUCACCUCAGAAUGUUUCUGAGGCAGUUGGCCCAGACAAGGUACACUCUGAUCUCAUUGGUGCUGGCUACAAAUGUUGGUAUCCCAAAGAUGGCCGCCUGAAGAAUGUGGACCAGAUGGCUAAGGCUCUGAUGGACUGCCAGGUGUUUGUGGCUCUCAUCUCUAAUGAGUACGUCCUCGACAAAACCUGCUGCGACAUCUUCAAGUACGCAAGACUAAUCCUGAAGAAACCAGUCAUCCUGGUCGUCGUGGGCAAGGGGUUUGAGUGGAGACAAAGCAAACUGGGCAUUCUGCUCGCUGAUGAUCUGUUUGUGAAUAUGCAGAAGAUGGAAAAUUACCAAGAAAAACUGAAGGACCUGCUGGGGCUAAUAAGGGAGAGAACUCACUUAGAGAACAAAGAUGUGGAACAUCCACCAUGUUUCAUCAGCUACUCCUGGCAGAACUCAGCUGCGGCUGUUUCCAAGGGAACAAGGCACACGACAGGUGCCCUUGGGUUUGGUGACCCACGAGGAGUGAAGGACUACCUGGAUGAGAAUGGGGUCAAGUGUUGGAUAGAUGUGGAAAGAGUUGGAGUGAACGGCUUGUUUGAGGACAUUGCGGAAGGCCUGUUGAAUGCCAAGAUAAUGGUGGCGUGCGUAUCUGAUGAGUAUGCCAUGUCUCCUAACUGCCAGUUUGAGUUCCGCUUUGCAGCCAACACACUUAAACUGCCCAUUGUGCUAGCUGUGAUGGGUACAGGGAAUGCCUGGAGAGCCAAAGAGGUGGGUUUUCUCUCCAUUGAGUACCCAAUAGUGAGUUUCCAGGAGAAGAGUGAGUCUGCUCACCAGAAGCUGCUCACCCUGGUGAGCGAGAGGCUGAAUGUGAACCUGGGGGAGGAGAAUGCAGAGGUGAAGAAGAAGAAGAAAAAUGAGAUCAAUGAAUCUCACAAAAACAUGUCCUUCCAGGAGCUGUAUGAACUGGCACAGAGGAAGUUUCUACGUCAGGUAGCUCACUAUGCAGCCAAACAGGAGGCUCUCUACCCACGUCUAUUUGUUGCUGACUUUGUUCCUGAUGAUUCAGAAAGCAACCAUUCUAAAGAAGAGGCAAAUGAACUGACCACAGACGAGUCCAGCGAGCGUCGGCCAUUGGUGUCAAAGACCUCCAAGGCAUCCAUUGAUAUUCAGGAUGAUGACAAACAGGACUUUCACAACAAGAAGUACUGCUUCUAUAUCCUAUGUGAACACGAAGAGGGUUGGCACUGCUGCUCCUCCCCCCUCAAGGCCCCGGACUGGUUUGGUCAGUCCAGGCUGGAGAAGUACUCCCCUUAUCUAGCCCGCAUCACCACCAUCCUCCGCUACAACAGACAGCUCAUGUUAAACUGUAUGGCAGGGCAGGAUGGCGACAAAUACCUGCACUGGCUAGAACAGAACCCCCAAGCUGUCGAGUCCGACUUUCAGAGCACUUACCAAGACUUACGACAGGAAGUUAUAAAUGCAGACCAGUCUCAAACGAUGGGGAAUCUGGCACGUUGUCACUUACCCAAUGGCAAAACGAUCUGGCUGUGCGAAGAGCAUCAGAAAGCCUCAAGGGUCAGCAUCCUGAGUAAUGAGUUUGUUGGCAUGACAACGGGCAGCACUGAGACAACAACUGAAAACCUGAUGUUGGAUCACCUGAGCCAGCUGGACAGUCAUGCCCUUAUGCAGCAGUUUGGCUCAUCCGAUAAAAGAACUAGGAAAUCUGUUCAUAAAAGACGUGCAGAGGGAAAGAAGAGACGGCCCAAACCACAAAAAUUGCCCAAACCACACAGUGCAUCUGUCAGAGAGACACCUGGGACAACAAAUCGUACAGUGACAGCACCUGUGACAACAUACCAAUCAGCGACAACCACUGUUCCUGAGGAUAGAAGUUCUUCUGCCAUACCUGCUCACUUAAAGGUGGAUGAUGCAAAUUUGCAGAUUCAGAAACAGAGGGAGACCUCACAGGGAGAUAACUCUGCACCUGUAAUAUUGAGUGAAGCCAGCGUUGCUAAUGCCACACCACAGUCACAAGAUAGUAGGGAUAAUGACAGCCAGAAUGAAUCUACAAUUCAACAACCCCUCAUAGAACAAAGUAGAAACUUGAUUGUAGCAUCACAAUUGCAAAAAAUGCGCAGUCAGCUGCAUAAGGUAGAGUCUGACAACCCCACACCAAGACGUCAGACGAUUGCGGCCGAAAAAGCGUCUGAACCAAGAUCAGAUGCCAGCAGAAACCCAGACUCUCGCCCUCAGCCCAGAGACCAUGUGCCCAGAGCACCUCAGUCUGCUGGGAACACCCGGAGGGCUAACAAGUCUGCAGCAUGUACCAUUACUUGAAAAUUGAUCUUUUAUAGGGAGAAAAAAAUCAUCGCUUGUGGCUGUUGGGGAGAUAAGCUUGUACAGGCUGUGAACAAUUUUAGGGUUGGCUUAUUUAUUCAAAAGUGACCAAGGCUUUAACCCAGAAAAUCCUUUUUCCACUAUGAGCCAAUUCAUGCUGAUUCGGUAUCCCUCUAAGGUGUUGAUUUAAACCCUAAGUGAAAUUUUUAUUAUGUGAUCACUCUUUAAUACUUGUCACAACCUGUGAUUGAGAAAAAGGCACUUCUUGCUAGAGUUUAUAGAGUUGACAUGGCUGUCAAAGUUGAUAUACUGUAUACACACAUGUAUUCUGGCAGAGGAGUAUUCACUAAUACAUCACGAUGUACUGUAAGGUGAGCGCCCUUAGAUAGGUGAUCUCCCUUGGGUGGGUGACCUCCCUUGAUUAGGUUACCGCUGGUUAGAUGACUUCCCUUAGUCGGGU